GCGAUGACACCACUAAACUUUGCUUUGUGUUUCACGUGUCUGUUUGUGGGAAACAUGGCCAAUAUGACAACUUUUGAACAAUCAUUACAGUUUGAAUCAGCUCGUGGCGGAGGAAGCUUGACUUUGUCAUGCUUCUGUCAAGAUGCUGCAGCAGAGAUCUUUUACUGGUAUAAGCAAGCGAUGGGGCAGACACCAAAGCUGUUGUCUUCAUGCUACAAGCGCAAUAGUAAGGGUACCUUUUAUGGUGAAUUUAACAAUUCACGUUUCUCACUGGAUACAGAAAACAGCAAAUACCACUUGAAGAUUUCAGAUUUGCAAAUUUCAGACUCAGCUACAUACUACUGCAUAGGGAGCAAUUUAUAUGACUUCACAUUUUGUAAUGGCAUUAUUGUGAGUGUAAAGGGUUCAGGUGUGAACAUCCCAGCUUUGGUCCAUCAGUCAGCAUCUGACACCAUCCAGCCAGGAGGCUCUCAGACUCUGAACUGUACAGUACACACUGGGACCUGUGAUGAAGAACACAGUGUUUACUGGUUCAAAAACUCUAAAGAACCUCAUCCAGGACUCAUUUACACCCAUGGAGGCAGGAAUGAUCAGUGUGAGAGGAAACCCAACACACAAACACACACCUGUGUCUACAACCUGCCAAUUAAGAGCCUGAAUCUGUCUCAUGCUGGGAUCUACUACUGUGCUGUUGUCUCAUGUGGACAUGUCGUGUUUGGAGACGGGACCAAGCUGGACUUUAAAGAUCGGUCGGACUCUCUUGUGUACUUCUUGAGUGCAGCUUUGGCACUGGCCACCAUCCUGGUUGUUUUACUGGCUUUCUCCGUGUACAAGCUGCAGAGGAGAAACAGCCAAAGUGCAGAGUCUAAUACAACAUCUCCAGCAACUUCUACUCCGAAUACAGGGCUACGUCAAGACGCGGUUGCCCUCUAUUACGCUGCUUUCAGGAGUGUCCGGGCCAACAGAUCGAGAAGACAGAGGGACAACUGCCAGAGCAGAUGUGUGUACUCCAUUGUAAAGAAGUAGAGCUGGACAUGUUUCUGCUAUUUGUGUCUGUCUAACAAGACAUUUUUUUGAUUUUCCCUUAUACAUGAACACUUAAUAUGAUUUCACCAAAUUCAAGAACUAUAAAGGCUUGCCUUGCAAUAAACUAAGC
Molecule: messenger RNA, 1156 nt
Organism: Chelmon rostratus (copperband butterflyfish)
Lineage: Eukaryota; Metazoa; Chordata; Actinopteri; Chaetodontiformes; Chaetodontidae
Product: immunoglobulin kappa light chain-like
Exons: 5
Coding region: 4-1026 (340 amino acids)
Biological process (GO): response to bacterium
Source: RefSeq, a predicted model, not a curated record